Molecule: messenger RNA, 819 nt
Organism: Limulus polyphemus (Atlantic horseshoe crab)
Lineage: Eukaryota; Metazoa; Arthropoda; Merostomata; Xiphosura; Limulidae
Exons: 6
Source: RefSeq, a predicted model, not a curated record
AUGGUUGUCCUGGAAGACAUAACCUGUGGUGACCUGAAUACAAAGCUAUUACAAGCAGCCAACCAAAUGAUAACAAGGCUUCAUUAUCCUUUCUCUGUUCAUGUUCAUACAAUACGAGAACUAAAGGAUAUGCUUAGACUGAAAGAAAUUAUAAAUAUAAGCACCGUUUUCAUUUCGACCUCAUGUGACGUUUUAACGAGUAAGAGGCUACAGACAUUAGCUCCACAACUCCACCUACCGGUAUUAACUGUAACCAAGAAGUGUUGGAGUGGCAUGAUUUCUGAAAGAGGUGCUUUCAAUGACAAAUUCGUGCAUCUCGUGAAUGACUUGUUUAAAAGCAGCAAAAUCCGAGAUGUCAUUUUCCUACGUGGAUAUUACCAUGAAGUUGAAGACCUCCUUACGAAACAUAUAUGGAACAUGGGUAUUCGCUCGGUACAGAUAAACGUUGAUUCAUGGCAGUCCAGUGGAACGAAUGUUUUACAUCAUGUUGUCGAUUUUUUGCUAAGCCUACACCUUGAGCUACAUAACACAAUGUUGAUCAGUUUAACCCGAAGUCUUCUGUCCACAGUAAUAACAUCACAGCUUCUCUAUGAAAACGUCCUGAAACGAAAAGUUAGUUUUUUACUUCUUGGUAAUCCUCAUGCAUGGUUAACCCAUCUCCAUCGAAUACAGGAUUAUGAGCUCCAACUCACACUUAUCAGUGAUUCAUCGACCAAUUCUCCAAUUUGCGAAGUUAUGCAGAAUACAGAAACAAGAGAAAUCCAUAGGUCUUCAAAUUUCAAGAAACUUCUAGGAGAAUCAACGAUAAUGGCAAUUCAG